AUGUGUCGCCAAAUCACGGUAUCUUACACCUGCCCCGAGCCAUGCGGCUACACCCAAAGCGCUUGGGAAACGCACUGCCAAUACACUGGCCGUGAUAAUCUCCAAGGCGGAUGCGGCCGCGCUGACAACGCGGGCAUGAGACAAGUAAACUACCCCUGCCCUCAUCACCGCGGCCUCAACUUCGACUUCAUCGCCGGCAACGUAAUUGGGCAGACCGGCCGGGAUCUCGGUCGACCGACAUGGCAAAACUUUCCCGACUCGUGUGCUGUGCAUCGUGCUGUGCUCGGCGCGGCACAAGCUAGACAGCGAGAUCGUUGGGUAGAGAAUCCAGACCUGUUUGAGCGCGAACCAGGCAUGCCCGAGAAGAUCUCCGCAGCAUGUCAAACAAUCAAUGGAGUGCGCACUUCAAACAGAUUUACAAUCCAGGUGCAGGUAUGA
Messenger RNA from Parastagonospora nodorum SN15, 438 nucleotides. RefSeq lists its product as hypothetical. The transcript has a single exon. The record is from RefSeq and is a predicted model, not a curated record. The coding region runs from base 1 to 438 and encodes 145 amino acids. NCBI's taxonomy places the organism in Eukaryota, Fungi, Ascomycota, Dothideomycetes, Pleosporales, Phaeosphaeriaceae.